GUCAAACCAAAAUGGCAAAAUGAGAUGAACUGUGAGAUUUACUUUCGGGCCUGGAAGAAUUACUCAAUUUCCCAACUCACAGUCGGGUCAAUAGGCGGAAAACCCUAAACCCGGCGGCUGCCGUCGCCGCGCCUCAGGCUCCCGUGCAAUAUGACAAUGGCUUUGUGAUCGUUCUUGUUCGUCUUCGGUUGGAUUUGGUCGCCGCUCUCGCUACGCCACCGCGAUGUUCACCGCAAGAAGUCUUCAAAGGCACUCUGUCAGAGCCCUCACUCUUCUCAUUUCCGGCAAUCCCACCGCACAGCAUGCAAUGCUACUGAGAGGAUGCAAUUCUCAGCCUGUCAACGGCGGGAAUUUUCAGUCGGCAUUUCAUAUAGUUAAAGAGGCAGCGGAGCCAUUCACGUUGAAUAGAAUGUGGAAUCGCUUUGACGGGGCUCGAGGGAUGUCGGGCAGGAGCAUGAGAAGCAAAGUGGAGGCGCGGCUGAUGAAGGAGUCCGGCAAAACCCUAAGAGAACGUAGAAGAGCUGGUAAACUUCGGAAGAAGUUGAUGACUGAAGAGGAGCGACUUCUUUACAACAUCAGAAGAGCGAAAAAGAAAGUGGCAUUGCUUCUUCAAAAGCUGAAAAAAUAUGAGCUUCCGGAGUUGCCAUCACCAAAGCAUGAUCCUGAGCUUUUGACACCCGAGCAGCUCCAGGCAUACAAGAAAAUUGGUUACAAGAAUAGGAACUAUGUUCCUGUUGGUGUCCGUGGUGUUUUCGGAGGAGUUGUACAAAACAUGCAUCUUCAUUGGAAGUUCCAUGAAACUGUGCAAGUUUGUUGUGAUAAUUACCCCAAAGAAAAAAUUAAGGAGAUGGCGUCCAUGUUAGCACGACUUAGCGGCGGCAUUGUGGUUAACAUUCAUAAUGUGAAAACAAUUAUUAUGUUCCGUGGAAGAAACUACAGGCAACCGAAAAAUCUGAUUCCCAUCAACACACUUACAAAAAGGAAGGCACUAUUCAAAGCUAGAUUUGAGCAAGCUCUAGAUUCUCAGAAACUGAACAUAAAGGAGUAUGAACAGAAACUCCGCAAAAAGGGGGUAAAUCCUGAUGAUCCUGUUGCCAUGGCCAGCAUCCAGCGCGUAGCUUCCACAUUUUUCAAUGCCAUUGACCAGAAAGAAGGAAGUCCGUAUGUUUUCCAAGGAAAUAAAAGCGACCAAGUGCGCUCCAGCAGUGACAUUGGGCGACAUCAAUCUGAUGAAGAAAGUGAUCAGGAGGAGCUUGACCGUUUUAUAGCUGAUAUAGAAAGGGAAGCUGAUAGAGAAUGGGCUGCUGAGGAAGAAGCCGAGAAGGAAGAACUUGGGAGAAUUAGAUAUUUGAAUCAGGGGGAUUUUGGUGGUCAUCGACCUAGAAGUUCGGGAAGCAAUGUAAGUGAUGAUGAAUCAGAUGAUGACAUGGUAGGAGGGACUAGGAGAUGGAAUGAUAAACGUGGCAUGAAGUUUGACCACGAUGUCAGCGAUGGAGAUGACGAGAUUUCUGACAAUGAUGAUACAUGUGAUUCUAAUGAUACUAGAUCAAAUCGUAAUUAUGAUACUCAUAAUAGAGAGUACAGAAGAAGUAAUCAAAGCACGAGAAGCUGGGGAAAUCCUAAUAAUGGCAAGGAUAGGGGUAAUGAAAACUCCAAGGUAUAUGGUAAACCUAAGUUUGAUGGGAAGACGGUAGACGAGUCUGGUUCAGAUGAUAUGUUAAGUGAUCUUGACGAUGCAAUGUGGGAAUCUGACAACACAGACGAAGAGUGCACAAAAGAAUCAAGUACCCCCUUACAUGAUUACAGAACCAAAGGUACUGCGGGUAAAAACAAAAGGAGUGACAGGAAUAUUAUGAAGGCUAAAGAGUCAAGGCAAGAGGAUAAAUGGGACAGUGACUAGCCAAAAGUCUCUGUUUUUGUAACUAGAGCCAUAGGAAUGUGUAUUGAGCAACCUGGUGUGAGGAUUGUCUUGUGCAAAACGAGAGUGGACCACAAAGUGUGGUUAUACCGCUUUAGGAGUUCAUAUCCAUCAGAAAUGCAUGUUUAUGGGUCACUUGUUUAUGUGAUCUGGAGAUGAAUAUUCAUUAUUCGUACAACUGAAUCUCGCGAAGUAUUGUCUUGGAAGGCAGAGGCUGCUACCAAGGCCUUUUUUUCGUGCAGUGCGUUGGUUAUGCAUAGAGAUUUGGGCAAAUUCUAUUUAUUGGUGAUUAUAGCAGGUUGUGAUGUAUUGACACAUUAUUGGGGAAAACAAUGCAUGGAAAAUAUUGUGUAAACUUCCUGGCAGUUUCCUUGGGUUUUCUUUGUAUUG
This is a messenger RNA of Cuscuta campestris, 2308 nucleotides long. The record is from the annotation of a GenBank genome assembly. Lineage: Eukaryota; Viridiplantae; Streptophyta; Magnoliopsida; Solanales; Convolvulaceae.